AUGGAUAUCGACAAUCCACCUCUAUCAAGCCCCGGUGACCCGUCAUCCACCCCCGCCACAGACCGACGCAAAUCAGGCCGGCAGACGCGACGACCCGAAGUCUUCUCGCAAACCGCACAUUCCGCCGAAGAAAAUGCUGCCGGUGGAAAGCGCAAGCGAGGCGAGCCGGGCGAGGAGGGAGAUGAAGACGCGUCUGAGUCUGAUACCGAGGGUGAUGCCGGCGACGAGACUGACGAGGAGGUUCGGAAAGAAGAACGGCGCGCUGCACGUCGCGCGGGUGCGAAGAAGACUAAAUCGAAGUCCAAGGCCAAGGGAUCGCACGCGUCGAAGAAACCCAAGGUUGCGAGCAACGGGCUAGGGAGACAGCUCGCUUUUCGGCCGGCUUCCAAUGGCCGACUACCCGCCGCUCGUCCUCGAAAGCCGAAAGUACGACCUAGUCUUGCAGCGGGUGAACAUGGAGUGUUCGCGGAGGUUUUCGGGAAAGGCGGCAAUGCCGAUACAGUGGCUGCUCAAUGGCUGUCUCAAUACCAGCGCAAUAACUACGAGGCUUUACGGGAUCUUGUCAACUUUAUCCUGCGAUGUACAGGGACUGAUCUCGAGAUUGACACCGAUGAAGCGAGAGAUGUCGAUAAUGCGCCAGGUCGCAUUGGAGACCUGCAAAAUCUUUACCAGGCAGAAGGCAUCGUCGACUACCCUAUCAUUUCCAAAGCAAAGAAGUUCAAGUCCUUCUCCAUCCUCCUCGAGGAGUUCACCGUUGCUCUGAUUCAAACUUUCCAUGCCUCCUCUAUUCUUUACACCGAUGAUGCCCUGCUCGAGAACAUCCAAAUCUGGAUCUCUACAAUGUCCACCUCGAACUGCCGACCAUUCCGUCAUACCGCAACUCUAAUUUCCCUCUCAAUCAUGAACGCUUUGUGUAGCAUUGCGCGCGAGGUGACGACGAGCGUCUCGACUUCCCGCAAGCAGCUUGAAAGCGAGAAGAAAAAGAAGACGGUGAACAAGGGUCGCGUGCAAGCCAUCCAGGCAGCUGUCACAGAAGGCGAACAGAAAGUGGAACGACUAGACGAGUUCCUGCAGGAUGGAUUUGACACUGUGUUUGUCCAUCGCUACCGCGACAUUGACGGUCAGAUUCGUGCCGAGUGCUUGACAGCUCUCGGCGGAUGGAUCCGUACAUACCGCGAGAUGUUCUUUGAGGGCCAAUAUCUGCGAUACCUGGGAUGGACACUCGCCGAUGUCGUUGCGCAGACCAGACUUGUUGCCUUGACUGAGCUUCUGAGUCUUUAUGAGCACCGAGACAACAUUGCUGGUUUGCACUCGUUCACCGAACGCUUCCGCCAGCGAAUUGUGGAGAUUGCUGUCCAGGAUGCCGAUGUUUCUGUGCGCAUCACUGCGAUUGAGCUACUUAAUCACCUUCGUGAAGGUGGCUUACUCGAGCCAAAUGAUAUCGAUGCCGUCGGCCGACUCGUGUUUGAUCUGGAUCCCCGAAUUCGGAAGACAGCCGGACGCUUUUUCGUUUCCAACGUCCAAGAUGCGUACGAUGCCGCCACUGAGGAAGUGGGAGAGGAGAUCAAUGACCUGCUGGCUGAGGACGACGAUGAAGACGACUACGAAUCGCCGAAGCACUCAUGGAUCAAGUACAAAUGCCUCGCAGAUCUAUUUCUGGCCUACGAUGCACAAGGAACCGAACAGCAACCCGAGCAAAUCUCUCGAGGCACACUGCUGGGAGUGCCUGUGGAAUCGCGCUUUGCUCUCGCCACCGAAGCCGUCUUCCCCCACAUGGAAGAGCUUGCUCACUGGCCAUCGCUGGCUGGAUAUCUGCUUUAUGAUCACUCACAAAUCGUCGAUGAGCCGUCUGAGGAUGACACUGCAGGCGUUGUGAAGAACAUGUACAAAAUGCAAGAGGGACAUGAAUCUAUCCUUCUGGAGGUGCUAUGUGCCGCAGUCAAGCUCCGUGUCCUCGAUGUUACCAAGGCUGAUAGCGACAAGCGCGGGCGCAAGACCAAGGCUCUGACAGCCAAGACCUCAGAGCUGCAAGAGGAGAUCUCUCACAAUCUUGCACAGAUUAUUCCCCAGCUUCUCAAUAAGUUCGGUUCUACACCCGAAACCGCUUCUGUUGUCUUGCGACUGGAGCACCUUGUGGAUCUGGACACAAUCCAGGAUCUCCAGAAGGAUGCUACGGCUUAUUCGUCGCUGCUCAAUGAUAUCAACAAGCAAUUUUUGACCCAUUCAGACCAAGACGUCCUGGCCGAAGCUAGCGUGGCAUUCCUGCAUGCAAAGAGCUCCGAGGAAAUGCGAGAGGCGCUCGAGACCAAGAUCCAGGAGUUAUGGGAUGACAUUAUAGAGACACUAGGUGCUUUGUCCCAGAAGAAGGAAGUCCAACAAGGUGGCUCAAUACUCGAUCCAACUCUCACCGACCUCGCCAAUACCGUUUCCCGCAUCUCGAAUCUUGCCGGUAUCACAGAUUGCGCCGCUAUCCUCGAAGCCGUGCCGAAUUCACGAUCGAAAUCCAAGAAGGACCACAUCGAAGCUCCAUUCAACAUCCUCAUCCGUCUCGCCGAGCGUGGUCUCCACGUCGAAGAUGACGACGAGGAUACCGCCAAGGCCGAGACCGAGCUGGUAGCAAGCAGCAUCAGGACAUUGCUAUUCUAUUUCAUGUGGAAGGUGCAGGCACUCUCCACAGCCCUUAACUCCGGCAAAGCCUCAUUCACCACCUCCUACUUCGAAGCCCUCACCAAGAGCCGCGAAACAUUCGCCUCAACCCUCGUCAACAUCAUGCAAACCCGACCCGGGCUAGAAGACCUGCGCUUCACAGCGACAACAACCUACCUGGACCUCCAAACGCUCUUCAGCACCCUCCGCAACACCGGCCAAGACACCGACGAAGACACUCUCUUCCAAACCCAAAGCCUAAUCCACGAAAUCCCACCCAAAACCCAAUCCCUCAUCACAAAGAUCCACUCCAUCGCAGAGCGCACCUACGCCAAGAAAACCCGUCUGGAUCUCGAGCCAGCGCACGACGACGCCCCCGCCUCAGAAGACGAUCUGGAUUCCGAAGACGAAGCCAGCGACUCCGAAGACGAGACUGUCAUCAACGACCGCCUCCGCAGCAGCAUCACCGCCGAGCAGCGUCUCUGCGAGUUAACCGGUAAGCUCGUCCUCGCCAUCAUCGCCCGCGUCAUCGAUGCCUCCGGCUCCAAUCGCGGAUCCCUGAAGAAACGUCUUCUCCGCAAUAAGACCGCCCUCGGUCACAAUUACCGUGAGGUCCUGUCUUAUCUUGAAGAAAAGAAGCCCCGUCCGUCUCGCGCGAAGGGAAAGCAGACUGCUAAGACUGCGGGGGCUGAGAACGCGAAGUCUGCUGAGCGUGUUGUGGAAGAUGAGGAGCUGCCCGAGGCUGUGGAGGAAGAUGAGGAUGAGGACUUGCGUGCGCGCGGACUUGUCGAGGAGGAUGUCGAGAAUGCGGAGGAAGAGGAGGAGCAGGAGGAACAUACUCCUGCGCCUGAGGCAGAUGAGGAUGAGAUUAUGGGCGACUGA
Penicillium bovifimosum is the source of this 3528-nucleotide messenger RNA. RefSeq names its product cohesin subunit IRR1. Gene Ontology annotation, biological process: sister chromatid cohesion. Bases 1 to 3528 code for a protein of 1175 amino acids. Gene Ontology annotation, molecular function: chromatin binding. The transcript has 2 exons. Gene Ontology annotation, cellular component: cohesin complex; nucleus; chromatin. The record is from RefSeq and is a predicted model, not a curated record. Lineage: Eukaryota; Fungi; Ascomycota; Eurotiomycetes; Eurotiales; Aspergillaceae.